Arachis duranensis is the source of this 576-nucleotide messenger RNA. RefSeq lists its product as uncharacterized. Gene Ontology annotation, biological process: DNA-templated transcription. Gene Ontology annotation, molecular function: protein dimerization activity. The coding region runs from base 1 to 576 and encodes 191 amino acids. NCBI's taxonomy places the organism in Eukaryota, Viridiplantae, Streptophyta, Magnoliopsida, Fabales, Fabaceae. The record is from RefSeq and is a predicted model, not a curated record. Gene Ontology annotation, cellular component: RNA polymerase I complex; RNA polymerase III complex. The transcript has 4 exons.
AUGUUGUCAUCAUCCAAAGACGAGUCAAUGUCCAAGAUGGAAGAACAAGAGAAUCAGAAUAAAGAAAUGAAGCAUGAAAAUGGAGUGCUUGAUUACAUAAUGAGCUUGAAAAGUGUGCCAACAAAACUCCCUCCACAUCUUGAGCUUCUCAGGACCCGGGUCCACUGCAACAACGAUGCUCCUCAGCAUACAGAUACCAUACAGUAUUCUGGUGCUUAUCCAGCAUUAGGUGUUGAUAAUAGCUUGCGAUUAGAUAAUUUCAGUCAAAAUUUCAAAGUUGAAGUGAAGCGGCUCACAGAUGAUGACAUAGAGUUUGAUAUGAUUGGUAUUGAUCAUUCACUUGCCAAUGCAUUUCGAAGAAUCCUUAUAGCAGAGGUACCAACAAUGGCUAUUGAAAGAUUUUACAUUGCAAACAAUACAUUACUUAUACAAGAUGAAGUUCUAUCCCAUAGAUUAGGCCUCAUACCAAUCAGUGCUGAUCCCAGGCUAUUUGAAUAUCCAGAUAAUGCUGGGGAUAAUAGGAAUGAAAAGAAUACCAUUGUCUUCAAACUACAUGUUGCUUGCUAUAAAGGAUAG